Messenger RNA from Vitis riparia (riverbank grape), 3520 nucleotides. RefSeq names its product pentatricopeptide repeat-containing protein At5g66520-like. The transcript is spliced from 4 exons. Bases 75 to 2090 code for a protein of 671 amino acids. Gene Ontology annotation, molecular function: protein binding; RNA binding; zinc ion binding. The record is from RefSeq and is a predicted model, not a curated record. NCBI's taxonomy places the organism in Eukaryota, Viridiplantae, Streptophyta, Magnoliopsida, Vitales, Vitaceae. Gene Ontology annotation, biological process: RNA modification.
UUAGCGAAAAACUAGUCUCUACCACCGAAUGUUAACGCAUUUUCUCUGCCAAAGUCCUUCAAAAUCCUCAGUCAAUGCAACAUGGACUUCGCAGACCAGUCUCAGCAACAAUCCUACCACUCAAAUCUCUCCUCUCUCACCCAAUUCCUCCGCCACCAGCACCUCCACCUCCACCUUCACCUGAAUUUACUCCAAAACCCUCCCUAAACCUUCAGUUGCGUAUCCUCCUACAACCCAUCCUCCAACACUUUCCUCACCCUUCAUCCUAUGCACCCAUUUUCCAGUUCCUUACUCGCCACAACUUCAUCAAACUAGGCCAGCAAGCCCACGCCCAAAUAGUCCUCCGUGGCCUUCAACCCAAUGCAUUCCUCGCCGCCAAAAUGGUGGCAAUGUAUGCCAGCUCCGGGGAUCUUGAUUCCGCUGUGGUCGUUUUUGAUAGGAUUGAUAACCCAUCUUCUUUGUUGUAUAAUUCGAUUAUUCGGGCUUAUACUCGACAUGGGUUUCCUGAAAAAACCCUCGAAGCUUAUGCCCGGAUGCAUUUUCUGGGACUUCUUAGUGAUAAUUUUACGCUCCCGUUUGUUCUCAAGUCGUGUGCGGACUUGUCGCGUGUUUGUAUGGGGAGAUGCGUUCAUGGGCAGGGCUUGAGAGUUGGAUUGGAGGGUGAUUUUUACGUGGGGGCUUCUUUGAUUGAUAUGUAUGUGAAAUGUGGUGUGAUUGGUGAUGCCCGUAAGCUGUUUGAUAAAAUGGUUGUUAGGGAUGUGGCUUCUUGGAAUGCUUUGAUUGCGGGUUAUAUGAAAGAGGGCGAGAUUGGUGUUGCUGAGGAUUUGUUCGAACGGAUGGAGCGCCGGAAUAUUGUUUCUUGGACUGCUAUGAUAUCAGGCUACACACAGAAUGGUUUUGCGGAGCAAGCACUGGGUUUGUUUGAUGAGAUGUUGCAAGAGGGUUCAGAGAUGAAGCCCAAUUGGGUAACUAUUGUGAGUGUUCUCCCUGCUUGUGCUCAGUCAGCUGCUCUUGAGCGUGGGAGGCGGAUUCAUAAUUUUGCUAAUGGAAUUGGUUUGCAUUUGAAUUCAUCAGUGCAGACUGCACUUGCUGGGAUGUAUGCCAAAUGUGGGAGCCUCGUUGAAGCUCGGCGCUGUUUUGAUACGAUAGCUCAAAAUGGAAAGAAUUUGAUUGCUUGGAACACUAUGAUAACGGCUUAUGCCUCUCAUGGCUGUGGUGUAGAAGCAGUUUCAAUUUUUGAGAACAUGUUAAGAGCUGGGGUUCAACCUGAUGCUGUAACAUUCAUGGGAUUGUUAUCUGGAUGCAGCCAUUCAGGUCUUAUUGAUGCUGGCUUGAAGUACUUCAAUGAUAUGAGUACAAUUCACUCAGUUGAACCAAGAGUUGAGCAUUAUGCAUGUGUCGUAGAUCUUCUCGGCCGUGCUGGGCGAUUGGUGGAAGCAAAGGAGCUGAUUAGUCAAAUGCCGAUGCAAGCUGGACCAAGCGUUUGGGGUGCACUGUUGGCUGCUUGCCGGAGCCACCGGAAUUUGGAGAUAGCAGAGUUGGCAGCUAGAAGGCUCUUUGUUUUAGAACCAGAUAACAGUGGGAAUUAUGUUCUGCUAUCAAAUUUGUAUGCUGAAGCUGGGAUGUGGGAGGAGGUAAAGAAGUUGAGGGCUCUUUUAAAAUAUCAAGGCAUGAAGAAGAGUCCUGGAUGCAGUUGGAUCAAGAUUAAUGGGAAAUCCCAUUUGUUUAUGGGGGCUGAUAAAUCUCACCCACAGGCUAAGGAAAUUUACAAAUUUUUGGAGGCCCUGCCUGAAAAGAUUAAGAUGGCUGGGUACAUACCAGAUACUAGCUUUGUGUUGCAUGAUAUUAGUGAAGAAGAAAAAGAAUAUAACCUUACAACGCACAGUGAGAAGCUGGCAAUUGCUUUUGGGCUUCUUAACACCAGCCCUGGAGUAGUUCUCCGAGUAACAAAAAACCUUCGAAUUUGUGGAGACUGCCAUGCGGCUACUAAGUUCAUAUCAAAAAUCUAUGAGCGGGAGAUAAUUGUGAGAGAUUUGAAUCGGUUCCAUUGCUUCAAAGAUGGUUCUUGUUCUUGCGGAGAUUAUUGGUGACCAUGCAAGGAGGACACUAAGUUUUGAAGUUGUGUCAAUUAAGAUGACAUCAGCACGGGUAUCUUAUCUCCAUUUUGUGUAUUGGGUGAAAUAUUGGAGUUAAUCUGAAGGGAUUUGUGGUCAUCCUAUACUAGCUUCGACUGACGUUUCAAAUUUUGACCUCAAUAUUGAACUCUGUUUACUUAGACAGAUGGAAUUAGUUCGUGGAAGUUUAUGAAAUGUAUAAAACCCAAAGCCUCAAAUACAGACUGGGAGUUUGUUUUACAAACAGUUCGGUUUGAGAAGAUUUUCACCUUGAUACAGCAACCAACAUCCAUCAUGAUCCCAGAAAACUGGGGCAAAGUGCAGAGUCAAUCCUUUUAUCUGGAUUUACAUUUCUAACAUUGAGGGGAUCAAAGCUUGAAUUUGGAAUAAUUCUAUUUUGGGCUAUCUGCAUACCUGAUCAGGCUUUGUGUUACAUGCCACAGUCGACAGAUUUUGUGGCUGCAUUAAUAACAGGAGAGUAAUUCUAAAACUCUCCAUCACUUCUUUGGUGGUUCAGUUACAAGGAGGCAAAAGUGACCUUUGGGUUUGCGUUAUGCAAGAGCUGGUCUAACCUGGGUCAGUCACUAAUUGGAGGUCAGGAUCACACAAAUUCGGACUGGUUACCAGAUGAAGGACUCGUUGGGAUUCUUGCUGUGUCUCCCCUACAAUGUGGUACACUGCAAUAAUGUUCUCAAGCAGCAGUAUAACCUGAUUUAAUACCCAACAGUAUUGAAUUAUGACCCAUGUGUGGAUUUGUCUAUUUCUGUGUAGUUGUUUAGUUCAGCUUAUCUUUUUGGUCCAAAUUUAUUUCAUUUGUUCUACCUGUCUCUUAAACAGGAUUAUAGUUCAUCAGUUAUUGAUUUUAUCAUUUACAACUUGCAGGAUAGAAAUGUUGGAAGAGGUGAUCAAUUAAAGCAGGUUACAGAUUUAUUUAUGGAACUCCACAAAUCAUCUGUUGGCAUGCAGCAGCAAAAGCAGCUAGAAUUGGAGGAGAGGAAGGUCUCAGAGCUGUUACCCAUUCUGUUCUUGCAUGCACUGGCUGUUUUUCACUCUAGCAGUAAAGCAGUGAAGAAUUGAUUCCAGGUUGGAACUCCGAUGGAGUGGCUAGAAUUUUCAGACUGUCUUCAGGGAGUGGCUCAAUAUCUGAAUGCCUCAUGGUGCCACGUUUUAUUCUUUCUGUGAAUAUAGAGCUUGGAUCUUAGAAGACCAUCUCAACACCUCAUAGUGCUACAUCUCAAUCUUUCUAUUAAUACUUAGAUUAUUGAAGACACAUAGCUCUGGUCAAUAGAGUUAGUACCAUAAAGAAGCAGUAUUUGCUGAAGUUGUUGGAUAUGUUGAAUUAUGCAGGAGACCUUAAUGCUAAGAGGUUUAUGAUUGGUUAUUUAUUUAUUUGAUUUACGAGUAAA